UAACACGUCUUUCUACCGUCGCAAAUCGCCGUUCUUCCAUUUUCUCAAUCAGGGUUUGUUUUCUCUUUUUCUACCCUUUUUCAGUUUUCGCUGCUUCAAAUCACUAAGCGAGAGGACGAGCCGUCUUCAACGCGAUUAUCUCCAUUUCCCAGUAGGGCUUGAUUUGUGUAUUCCCUUUCGCGCAAUUGGAGUUUUCUGCUCACACUUUAUACUCCGAGUGUAUGAUGGUGGGUCACAAACUUCUCAAAGAUGAAGCUACCGAAGAAAAGGGCGAGAGAGCAAGAAUGGCUUCCUUUGUGGGGGCAAUGGCAAUUGCCGACUUAGUGAAGACAACACUAGGGCCAAAAGGGAUGGAUAAAAUUCUACAGUCAACUGGAAGGGGUCAUAGUGUCACAGUUACAAAUGAUGGUGCUACAAUCCUCAAGUCCAUUCAUAUAGACAAUCCUGCAGCUAAAGUUCUCGUUGACAUCUCCAAGGUCCAAGAUGAUGAAGUAGGGGAUGGUACUACAUCAGUAGUUGUUUUGGCUGGUGAACUUUUAAAGGAAGCGGAGAAGCUCGUAAACUCAAAAAUUCAUCCAAUGACAAUUAUUUCAGGGUUCCGCAUGGCUGCUGAAUGUGCACGCAAUGCAUUGUUAGAAAAGGUUGUCGACAACAAACAUGAUGCAGAGAAAUUCAGGCUGGACUUGAUGAAGAUUGCAAUGACUACGUUAAGUUCCAAGAUUUUGUCUCAAGACAAGGAGCAUUUUGCCACGUUGGCUGUUGAUGCUGUCAUGAGGUUGAAGGGUAGCACCAAUCUUGAGUCAAUCCAGAUUAUUAAGAAGCCCGGCGGUUCACUUAAAGACUCGUUCUUAGAUGAGGGGUUUAUCCUGGACAAAAAAAUUGGAGUUGGUCAGCCUAAACGAAUUGAGAAUGCAAAGAUCUUGGUGGCUAAUACUGCAAUGGAUACUGAUAAAGUAAAGAUUUACGGUGCACGUGUUCGCGUUGACUCAAUGGCUAAAGUUGCUGAUCUAGAAACAGCUGAAAAGAACAAAAUGAGGGAGAAGGUGGAAAAGAUUAUUGGUCACGGAAUCAACUGUUUCGUUAACAGACAACUCAUAUAUAAUUUUCCAGAGGAACUUUUCGCCGAUGCUGGGAUUCUUGCUAUAGAACAUGCUGAUUUUGAUGGUAUUGAACGCCUUGCAUUGGUCACUGGUGGUGAGAUUGCAUCAACAUUUGACAAUCCAGAAUCAGUUAAACUUGGCCACUGCAAACUUAUUGAGGAAAUCAUGAUUGGCGAGGAUAAGCUAAUUCAUUUUUCUGGGGUUGAAAUGGGCCAGGCAUGUACAAUUGUCUUGAGAGGUGCAAGCCCUCAUGUUCUGGAUGAAGCUGAAAGAUCCCUGCAUGAUGCCUUGUGCGUUCUGUCACAAACGGUGAAUGAUAGUCGGGUAUUGCUUGGUGGUGGAUGGCCGGAAAUGGUGAUGUCAAAGGCAGUAGAUGAAUUGGCUAAAAAGACUCCUGGGAAAAGAUCUCUUGCCAUUGAAGCUUUCUCACGGGCACUUUUGGCCAUUCCAACAAUCAUUGCUGACAAUGCCGGUUUGGACAGUGCAGAACUUGUUGCACAGCUUCGUGCUGCACAUCACAGAGAUGGGUGCACUUCCGGGAUUGAUGUCAUCACCGGAACUGUUGGUGACAUGGCUGAGCUGGGCAUAUCAGAGGCAUUCAAAGUCAAGCAAGCUGUACUGCUCUCUGCAACCGAAGCUUCGGAGAUGAUUCUACGCGUGGACGAAAUUAUCACAUGCGCACCUCGCCGCAGGGAAGACCGAAUGUGAGUGGUCACAACUGGGAAAUGCCUCUUCUGCUUUUUUUCCUUCUGUUGAGUCAGUUUUGUACUUUGUCUCUCGUGGUCUUGUAUCAGCCUGCGACGUUUUAUUAGAAGUCUGUGAAUUGAAUCUUCAAACUCCAUUUGCUAGCAUCUCCCUUUGGGAACUGUUCCAAUGAUUCCGUAACUGCCUGAUGUGGUUUUCAUCAAAAUUUUCCCUCCGUAACUCAAUAUUGUACCUGUGGUUGCUUCUUAAUCAGUUCAAGGUCCUGUUUGGCAAUAUGAUUAUU
This is a messenger RNA of Cuscuta campestris, 2088 nucleotides long. The record is from the annotation of a GenBank genome assembly. Lineage: Eukaryota; Viridiplantae; Streptophyta; Magnoliopsida; Solanales; Convolvulaceae.